AUGGCAGUCAGAUGUGAAGAGGGCAAGUUGCGGAGUUCUAUUUGUUCCGUGGGCUUGUCGUUGGCUGCCCUUGUGAAUAGAGGUGGUCACAACAUCCGAAUAGCCAACAUGCGGGAACCGUAUCGCAGCCAACACUCUUGGACGGCCUCGAAGCCCUUGUCCCAAUGCAGCAGCGACACACCAUUGCUGAAGCAGCGGCACAUGUCAGUUUCUCGGACACGAUCCCAAGGCAGCCCGUAUGGCAACAAGCGGACAGGGCAGGAACAUACAGACAGGCGGUCGAAGAAGCGCACCUGCAGCAUUCAGCACGGCGUGACGGUGUCUGACCACGGAGAGAAAGUCACAUGGUCCGGUUAUUGGGAAGAGCGCCAACGCAAAUUGGAAUCCCAAUCCGUUGAUGGUGCCUUGUUUGGCACCCUCUCUUCACGAAUUGCCCGAGAAAAUCCAGAAGCAGAGCACGCUUCCUGUUCUCAAAUUUUCAAGCACUGCUGCAUUUACUUCGAUGGUCGCGUCGAUAUUGGAGGUGGCAUAUCUGCAUACGCCCUCAGCAAGGUGGCUCGUUUGCACGGCGCGACGGUUACUCCCAGGCUGGCGAAACGAAGCGUGACGCAUGUAGUUUGUACCCAGCUCAGUGGUGCAAAAGAGAUGAAGGCCUUGCGGGACGCCAGCUCAGCCCAUGCUGUGGCCCAGUAUGUGGUCCAGCCAUCUUGGAUCACGGAAUCUGUCGCUGCCGGAAGGAGACUUCAAGAAAGGCAGUUUUCGCUCAUGAUGAAGAUUUCACACCAUUUUGGUUUGAACACUUUGGGCAGUAGCAACGGAGCAGGCUCUGGUCAUCAACAUUGGACCCUUCGAAAGGGGCAGCAGCACAUGCAAGUUUCCCAGUUCCAACUCCAAGUUACCAAUAGCGCAAAGAAGAAUGGCGCUGCCGCCGCAGCUACCGCCCCAGACACACAUGAUCGUCGAGACCAUCAGCUUGUUCUGAUCUCUGACAGCCCUCCAGCCAGCCUUCCGAGCCCUCAGCGAGCCGGAGAUUACCUCAGUACUUCGAAGUCUGCGGAAAAUCCCGAGAUGCCUGCCACGGCUCUUGACAGUGAGGACGAAACAGAGCUGGACAGUGAUGCUGAGCAAUAA
This is a messenger RNA of Symbiodinium sp. CCMP2592, 1131 nucleotides long. The record is from the annotation of a GenBank genome assembly. NCBI's taxonomy places the organism in Eukaryota, Dinophyceae, Suessiales, Symbiodiniaceae.